Molecule: messenger RNA, 6372 nt
Organism: Agrilus planipennis (emerald ash borer)
Lineage: Eukaryota; Metazoa; Arthropoda; Insecta; Coleoptera; Buprestidae
Gene: ssp3
Product: S phase cyclin A-associated protein in the endoplasmic reticulum
Exons: 16
Coding region: 119-5302 (1727 amino acids)
Source: RefSeq, a predicted model, not a curated record
UUGAAGCAAUAUUGACAACUGUUUGGCUUUGACAAUCAUAUGGACAAUCAUUGAGAAUUGUCAAAACAGUCAAAACAUUUGCAUUUGUGACGGAAUUUGAAUUCUAAGGAAAAUAACAAUGGAACAAUUUAGACUUUUAGUGCAACAGCAAGGAAGAGAUGCAAGAAAUCUUCUUACAUUUAAUAUUUCUGCUGAUAACACAUUUGAUACUGGAAAAAUAGCUCGUAAACCCCCUUGCCCCCCGAAAUUUAUAGAACAUCGUAGAAGCGAUAAAGGGAGAUCUUUUGGAAAUUUAAGAAAUCAUACAGGAGCCAGAGUUCGAUCUGCUUCCACUGGUAGAGAUAAAAAAUCAGAUUUGAGAGCUAGAUAUUGGGCAUUAUUAUUUGGAAAUUUAAAAAGAUCAAUUGCUGAAAUAUACAAUACUGUUGAAACUCAUGAAAGUCUCCCUGAAUGUCAGGAAGUACUAUUAGUUCUUGAAAACUACUUGAGAGACUUUCAAGCCUUGGCAGAGUGGUUUAGGUUGAAGUGGGAAUAUGAAAAUACACCUGUACCCCAGAGACCUACAUCACUAGCCUGGGAUGUCUCAAAGACCAAUCUAACAAAAACUAGUCGCUCAGGAAAGUCAAGUCCUAGUGUUAGUUCUGGUAGAAGUAGCCCAAGUGUAUCAGGAAAAGCAAGUCCAAAACCUUUGGGAACUAAGAAAACAGGAUCUCUUCCCACCAGCCCACUACCCAUUCCUGAAAAUGCAAUCCUAAAUGACAAACCUCCAGAUAUUGAUGAAAGAAAAGCAAACUUAGUAAGUGAAACAAAAGAUGAAAUGGUACAGAAAAUUGAAGAAACCUUGCAGAAGUAUGCUACUGAAAAUUGUAUCUCCCAAAUAUCAGAAACUAUUAAAAUAAAUAAAACACAGCAAAAUGAUGAAAUUCAGAUGAAUAUAGAAGAGAUGGAUGUUUAUUCAGAUAAAAGUUUGGAGGGUAAUGAAUUAACAAAUAUUUCAGUUACUGAUGAAAAAUGUUCUCCUAAAAUUUCACCUCAAAGUCCAAGAAUUAUAGGAAGCCUAGAGAAGAAUGAAGCAUUACCCUCUAUUGUGAUAGAGAAAACUGUUGAAAAUGCCAAUGCAAAAGAUGAUUUAAAUCAUACAACUGUUCUUCAAUCUAAUAAAGAAAUUUCUAAAGCCAGUAUCAUUCCAGAAAUUACUGAAACACCUGUUAGAGACAAUAAUUCUGACACUAAAAACAUUGAUUCUCCAAGUGAAGAUCAAAGAACGUAUGAUGUCUAUAGGAAAUUUGGUGUUGUAACAGUAGAUAAAAGCACAACAACUGAAGAUUUUGUAAAGUUACCUAAAAAGUCGGCUGUAAAAGUCAAUCAGGAUUGCCAAACUGAUGAUUUGGAAAAGAAAAUUCAAUCUUCUGUUCCUCCUGUGGGAAAACCAACACCCUUAACUGCAAAAGCAGAAGCUCCCCGCCUGGCAAAACCAUCACUUUUUACAAGACCUGCAUAUUCUUCUGCAGUAACAAAAACAGUAGCAUCAAAAGUAGCUACUGUUAAUAGACCAAACAGCAGACCAACCACUACAAAUACCACAACGCAAAAAGUUUUAACCACUUCAAGCUCAAAUGCAAUCAGGUCUGCUACCUCUCGUACAGUUUCAGCAGUUCCCUCUACUACUCUAACUUCGAAUAAACGACCAGCAAUAUCCAGAAGCUCUAAUUUAUCCCGUAGUAAAACAGUUGGUGACUUUAAACCGAUAAAUUCUGCUCCUCCCCGUCACCUGGUUCACCCAUCAAGAAUCACUUUAAAAGGAACAACAAAACCAGAAAUAAAACCAUUAGAUAAGAGUCAAUUAAAAUACCAACCAACAGAAGGUAAAAAGGCUAGAUUGCGCAAAUCUUUGUCUAAUGAGCUAAGCUCUUCUGCAGAAACUAUAGUAAAUAAAAACAUGUCUACUGAAAAUGUGGAAGACUUUGUUAGUUCUUCAGAAACAAUCAGUAGUGAACAACAACAGGAUAAAAUGAAUAGUUUGCAUUCAGAUGGCUGGUUGACUGUGAGAUGUCGAUCGAGAUUUAAAAAUCCAACAGGAAAACCAAAAAAAUCAGAGACUGUAACUUACUGGGCCACACGUUUUCAUCAAAUCAGUGCUACAGCAAGUUUACCCGCCUUAGCACUACUACCAGAAAAUAAUGAGAAAAAAGCCUCUCCAAAACCUAUCAACAAGUCCUUGAAGGACAGUUUUAACAUGCUAAAAUCAUUAAAAACCAUUGAACUAAGCUCCAAAAGUUCAGAGUCGAGGAGUUCUGGAAGUUCUGACGCAAAGCUUACAGUUGAAAAAGCGUUAACAUCAAAACCAAAGUUUCUUACAAGAAGAUCUUAUACCACUCUAAGUAGAAUGAGUGUCAACAGACCCGAAAAUAAUUUAUUUUGUGAUAGACCCGCUUCUGUCUCAAUCAAACAAACUGAUAGGGGAAUCUCAAAACCUGUUGUGACCAAAGAGGAGAAAAUUUUAGAAGUUGAUUCAGAAACUGACGAUGAAAGAGUAAAAGAAACUCAUGAUUUACCAGAAAAUGCAGACGAUUUUGUAAGUGAAGAAGAAGAUACAAAAAAAGCGCAACAGCUUUUAGAAGAAGAGGAAAGACUGACACAAGAAAUUGCUCAUCUACAGGGACUUGAGAUAGAAGUAGAUACAGAAACAGACGGAACAGAAACUGACGGCGAACUUCCUGGAGAUAACGAGGAGAGUGACGGACAAAAUACUAUUGAAGACGAUAAAUUAUCAUUGGAAGCAAGAUAUGAGCCUAUGUUAGAAGGAAUGUCUUGGGGAGAAAGAGUAGACACUUUGGCAGCUCUCGAAGCUUUAGUAGCAAGACAUCCUGGUAGGGCUUUGGAAUUGCAUCAAAAACUUUCAAAUCCAGCAAGGCGCGUAACUCUGCAAGAAACUCUGAGAAAAUAUCAAGUAAAGCAUGCAAGGGCUCAACAACGAAGACAAGUUUUACAACAAGAGAGGGCGUUUAAGUUGCAAACACUAUUAGCAAGGGUUGAGGACGUUAAAGCUGCUAAACUACAGUUGAUUGAAGAAAAGCGAAAAAGAAUGGAAAUAAGAAUGCAGAGGGCUGCUCAAAACAGAAAAAAACAUAUUAGAGGAAUAAUAAGAAAGGCACAUGACGAGGAAGAAAAACUUAAAGAAAUCGCUUUUAUUAACGAAUUAGAAGCUCAAAAUAAAAGACACGAUUUUUUGCAACAUUGUCGAGAACAGAGGGGUAGAAUUCAAGGUAUUCACGAGGAUCGCAAAAAGAGGCAAGAAGAAAAGGCUGCCAAAGAGGCUGCUGUUGAAGAAAGGCGUAGGGCCUUGGAAAAAGAACGGUUGGAAAGGUUGGAUCGUCUGCAAGAUGAAAGGAGACAGAGAGAUGAAAGGCAGUUGCAACAGCAGCAGCAACGAGAAAAAGAACGACAAGAACUUGCAAGGGAAAAAGCCAGAGAUCGAGAGGAACGACUUCAAGCUCUUCAGGCUCAACAGAUCGCCUCUACAAAAGAACUUCAAAAACGUAUAGAGCAAAAACAAGAAGAAUCAGCCAGAAGACACGAAGAAAACAUGGAGCAAAUAAGGCAGAAAGCACUAGAAUUGUCAAUCCACAGAUGUCACAGUGAUGAUAGCCAAGCACCAAAUAACACAUUAUAUCCAACGAAAAAGUUCUGCACUGUCUGUAACGUUUUGAUAAAAUCCGAGGUAUAUUUAAUGAGCCAUCUCCGGGGUCGUAUGCACCAAGAAGCUGUAAAGCAAGCGAACGUAGAAAAGCCCCAAAUGACACCAAAUGAUGUUGAACAAUUCAAUCUAAAACAAAUCGUAGAUGCUCCGGCCGAUAAAAUAGAUCCUAAAGACACUGCAGCCAAAGAACGUGGCAAAGCUUAUCGAAAACGAUGUAAAAAGAUUCGACAGCGCAUGAGUGUAAAAGGGGCCGAAUUCGAAACGUCUUACAAACCACCUGUGAUAGAAUGUUCUAAUAAACGUACGUUAAAUAGAAACGUGAACACAAUUGGUAGUAUAACAAAUCAGGCGAAUCAGGGAUGGUCCCCAUCCACUUCUAGUCAAUUGGAUAGAAUUUUAAAUGAACUAAAUAGAAUUCUGACGAAAGGAGAGAACAAUGACAUCGUGGUAUUUCAAGCUGUUGGAGGGUUUUCGGUUUUGGCGAAAUUAUUGUCUUUAGGACAAGAUGUGCGGACACCAAUCUCAGCAAAGUGUUGUUACAGAAGCAUGAUAAUAGCCUGCAACGUUUGGCAAGGUGCAUGUAAAGGUGAAAAAGGGGGCAGAAGCAACUGUGAAUAUGUCGUUCUUUCCAACAAAAUUAUUGCAGCCCUUGAUCUGCUCAACACCAAAUUACAAGGAGUUACUAACGUAGACGAUACACCACCAUCGGAUGCCUUAUCUACAGCCCUUCUUCAACUGAUAACUGUGGUUUUAAGGAAUGCACCCAAAGACAUUCCGUCCAACCGAAUGCAAGACGUGGUUAGUUUUGCUGUUUGUGUCGGAAUAGUCGAACAGCUUACAAAGUGUUGCUUGGCGGUUCGAAGCCCUGUUCACGACAUUCCUCCAGCCUGUUCCUUCCUUUUGGCUGCUCUUGAAUUCUUGGCCGCCCUGGCUGAUCAUUGCCCGGAGGAUUCUGAUGCAACGCAUUUGGUUGCAACCCUUCAUGGUACCGAACUGAUGGGUGCAGUGUCAAUGCUGUAUGGCUCAUUGCUGCCACCAGACACUGUUCCAAGGAUUGAAGGACAAUCUCCUCCUGUGGUACCAGUGCCUUGCUUGAAUCUUGCAAGAGCUACGUUCAGAUUACUUCGGAGGGUUGCUGAGCUGGAUCUCAACAAGUUUCAGGAAGUUCUUGGAGCCGAAGGGAUUUCGUUGCAAUAUCGGCAUAUUGCUAAUCAACUGAUAUGGUGUUGCGCCACACCGACAAUACCAAAAUCUCCAACCAAAAGCAAUAACGGGCCAACAGCAGAAAUGCAUCAAGAGCUUCUUAAUGAAGUCAUCAGCGUGACUGGUUAUUUCGCCGUAGGGAAUCAGGAUAACCAGAUGUUACUAGUUAGUGGUCAGCCACCGUCUGUCCUUCAGCAACUGUGCACGCUGCCGUUUUCGUACUUCUCGGUUGAAGAGUUCUCCAGAAUUUUGUAUCCUACUCUUUUAGCUUGUUGUGUCGGCAACGAACAUACAACAGCAAUUUUGAAACAAGAGCUUUCAUAUGAGACUCUCGAAGACUUCAGAAAAUCGGAAUACGGUAAGGAACAUCGUUUAGUGAAAUUACUUUCUAACAAGUGAUUCGAUUAACAAAUAAUAAAGGGCUAUUCCGGCGCCUUUAACACAUUUUUAUUUUUCCAAAGCUUGUUCAAUAAGAUCCGUAAAAUCUGACAUUUAUAUACGAAACAGUUAUAAACAAAUGACUGCAUACGUUUAUGUUGCACACAAGUUAAUAUUACAAUGUAUUAUUUUUGUCGUAGAGCGUUUGUUUAAAUUACGUUUAGGGUUUGCGUAAAAUUGUAUUGUGAUAGAAACGGAUUUUUAAAAUCGUGAAAACGUACUUAGAACAUGAGUUGAUCUAUUAUGUGAUUUAUUACGUGUAGGUUAUUAAAAUUAUGAUUUAACUUUGUGUUAACGAAUGUAUAUUACUUAUUUUAUUGCAUGUAAAAAUCGGAACUUCUUAAAACAAAAAAUAUAAAUACAAUUAAUGCUCGCAUUUAAACUAACGUGCUUUUUAUUUUCUCUAAUUAUACCCAAAAGUUAGUUACCUUUGCCGAAGCAGUAUUUUGUCCUUCAGUGGCUCGUAAUGUAUCUAUAAUGUGUACUAAAACAUUAACCUUUGAAAUUAACCAGGACCAGAUUAAUCACUAUAGUAAUACCAAGGGUCAACCAGAGUAUUUUCUAGAUUAGUGAUUCUAACCCUUCACGGUACACUUUUGGUAAUUUAAAAUUUAUUAAAGAAAUAUCAAGACAUAAUAACAUAUAGGAGAUGUAUUGGGUUCCUUUUAUAUUUAGUGUUCCAAAUCAAUUGGUAUUUUAGAAUACCUCUAACACGUAUAAAAUGUUUCGGAAAUAUCUCAGAAUUUGUCCUUAUAAUCCAGAUGAUGGAUGAGAUUAAUUUGGUCUGGAUUUAACACAAACAAUUUACCCUUUUCUUGGUGGGUUUAAACAAUAGGUAUUGCAACCCUUUGAUUUUUAAUUAAGUAUCUAACGAACUAUUAAUUUAAUUAAUGCUAUUAUGUAUGUCUAUCUGCAAUGUUUUUCGUUUAUAAUGCAAUGAAAUAAAAAAAUACAUGGUUAAUUAAAUAUGCUUAGUCAUAAUUAAAUUUUCGAGGUAAUCAAUAAUUUGCGCUUUAAUUACUUUAAUCGAU